AUGGCGCCAGCAGCGCGCCGGGCAAGCGCGGCGCCGGGCCUCGUGGCUCCGGGGCGGCCGCUGCUGCUGGUGGCGGCGCUGCUGGUGCUGGGCGCCUCUUGGGGCAGCCGCCCGCGGGAGGCGGCGGGCCUGCGGGACCGCGGCGCGGGAGCUCCGGAGGCGGCCUCGCUGCUCAGUACGUCCUUCGUCCUCAAAGGGGACGCCGCGCACAACCAGGCGAUGGUGCACUGGACGGGCGACAAUAGCAGCGUGAUUCUCAUCCUUACGAAGUAUUACCACACUGAUAUGGGGAAAGUACUGGAGAGUUCCUUGUGGAGGUCUUCAGAUUUUGGGACAUUAUAUACCAAGUUGAAUCUACAACCUGGGAUUGCUACUGUCAUUGAAAAUUUUUAUAUUUGUCCCAUGAACAAAAAAAAGAUAAUUCUUGUAAGUUCUUCCCAUAAUGAUCUGGACCAGAGUCUUUUCAUUAGCACAGAUGAAGGAGCUACGUUUCAAAAGCAGCCCAUUGAUUUCUUUGUGGAAACGCUGAUUUUUCAUCCAAAGCAGGAGGAUAAAGUGCUUGCCUACACUAAGGAGGGACAGCUCUAUGCUUCUCUUGACUUGGGAAUCAAAUGGACUCUCAUGCAGGAUCACGUGUCAAAAGACCAUAUUUUUUGGGCUAUUGAUGGAGUUGAUCAAGACCCUAAUUUUGUUCAUAUGGAAAUCCAGGAUCCCAGUGGAGGUUUUCACUACAUGGUCUGCCACAUUCAGAAUUGUUCUGAUAAAACACUACGAUCACCCUUCGCUGGUAGUAUUGACAAGAACUCCUUGACAGUUCAGGAUGACUACGUAUUUCUUCAGACAUCAUCAGCAAACCAAACAAAAUAUUAUGUGUCUUACCUUCGGAAAGAAUUUGUACAGAUGAAAUUGCCAAAGUAUGCAUUACCCAAGGAUCUACAAAUUAUCAGCACAGAUGAGAGCCAAGUGUUUGUGGCUAUCCAGGAAUGGUAUCAGACUGACACGUACAACCUCUACCAGUCUGACCCGCAGGGCAUCUCUUACUCCAUCGUGUUAGAGAAUGUCAGGAGCACCAAGCAACCCGAGGAGAAUGUGCUAAUAGAUAUUCUGGAGGUUAGGGGUGUCAAAGGAGUAUUUUUGGCCAAUCAAAAAAUAGAUGGGAAAGUUACCACUCUUAUAACAUUCAACAAAGGCCGUAACUGGGACUACCUUACACCUCCAACUGCUGAUAUGAAUGGUAAACCAACUGACUGCAAACUGCCCGAUUGCCACCUUCACCUCCAUCUCCGCUGGCCAGACAAUCCAUAUGUGUCAGGAAUGGUUCAUACCAAGGAUACAGCACCAGGACUCAUAAUGGGGGCAGGAAAUCUGGGUGCCCAACUUGUUGAAUAUAAAGAAGAAAUGUAUAUAACAUCUGACUGUGGCAAAACCUGGAGACAGGUUUUUGAAGAGGAGCAUCACAUCUUGUAUCUGGAUCAUGGUGGAGUGAUUGUGGCCAUCAAAGACACUUCAAUUCCACUGAAAAUACUCAAGUUCAGUGUAGAUGAAGGCCAAACAUGGAGCACUCAUAAUUUCACCAGUACCUCAGUUUUUGUGGAUGGCCUACUCAGUGAACCUGGGGAUGAGACUUUAGUCAUGACAGUCUUUGGACAUAUCAGUUACCGCUCAGACUGGGAGCUUGUCAAAGUAGAUUUCCGACCAUCUUUCCCCCGAGAAUGCACCAAUGAAGACUAUGAAUCAUGGGACCUGACAAAUCUUCAGGGUGAUCGCUGCAUCAUGGGUCAGCAGAGAAGUUUUCGGAAGAGGAGGAGUUCGUCAUGGUGCAUUAAAGGAAGAACUUUUAUGUCGGCACUCACUUCCAAAGUUUGUGAGUGUAGACCUUCUGAUUUCUUAUGUGAUUAUGGGUUUGAGCGUUCAGCACUGCCAAAAUCUGAGUCUAAUACGUGCUUUGCUGACUUUUGGUUUAACCCUGAAACUCCUCCUGAAGACUGCGUCUUAGGACAGGCCUACCAAAGUAGCACAGGGUAUCGCAAAGUUAUAUCUAAUAUAUGUGAGGAUGGUGUGGAUUUGCAGCAAAAUGUAUCUCAGCGCUUGUGCCCACUGAGCGCACCCAAAAGACUGCAGAUAAGCAUCAAAGGGGAGACCCUGGCUGUUAAGCCUGGAGAAGAUGUCACUUUCAUUGUUAAACAAGAUCAGGGAGACAUUUUAAACACCAAGUACCAAGUGAACCUCGGUGACGGCGUUAAGGCGAUCUAUGUGAACCUCACAUUGACAGGUGAACCCAUCCAACACCGCUAUGCGAAUCCUGGGGUUUACCGGGUCUCAGUGGUGGCAGAAAAUGCUGCUGGCCGCGAUGAAGCCGUUGUGAUUGUACAGGUUCAUUCUCCUCUGCAGGCUUUACAUCUAGAAGUAGUUCCUGUUGUUGGCAGAAACCAGGAGGUGAACCUAACAGCCAUCAUCCUGCCAAGGAACCCUAACUUUACACUCUUUUACUGGUGGAUUGGAAACAAUCUUCAGCCACUUCUUUCACUGGAUAAUAUUUUGGUAACCCGUUUUGCAGAGAUGGGGAAAGUCAGAGUUACAGUCCAGGCUUCUUGUGGGAACUCCAUGCUCCAGGAUUCCAAGAUUGUCCAGGUUUUGGAUCAUUUUCAAAUGCUUCCUCUAAGGUUUUCUGAACAUCUGGACUUAUACAACCCAAACGUACCUGCCUGGCGGGAAGACAUUGGCCAUGUGGUAACACAACGAAUUGCAAAGGAAACGGGCAUACCUGAAGAAAAUCUUGUGACGGUGGUGAAACCUGGACUGCCCACAACUGCAGACUUACUUGUGCUUGUACCCAUGGACCACCCCAAAAGGAAGAGAACUGUGUCUACUGAUAAGAGAAUAUCUGCUAUUAAGCAUUCUUUGAGUGCCCAUAAUAUCAGUUUCUUCAUGAGAGGAGGAGAAUGGGUCUUUGUGACCUUAGACAGCUCUGAUUCAGAUUCUCAGAGCAUUGGAGGAGGUGGAGGCUAUUGGCUGAUAAUGGUCCUUUUUGUCAUCUCUUUGGUGGUUGUAGGAGCGAUCAUCCUCUACAAAUUCAAAAGGAAAUUACCAGGCAGAAAUGUUUAUGCCCAGAUGCAAAAUGAAAAAGAGCAAGAGAUGACCAGCCCUGUGAACCACAGGGAGGACACCCAAAAUAUCAUCCAGGGGGAGGAAUUCAUUGACGAUGACCUUGAUUGUCAAACACUAGGAAAUGCAAGAGUGACUCCUUCUGGGAGAGGUGGAAACUUGAACAGCUACAGAGUUCCCUUAUUGCUGAUGGCAGUCAGUGUCCAGUCCCAGGCAAUCUCUCAGGCGUGGUUCUGAGCAUUAAUUCCAAGGAGAUGCACAGUUACCUGGUUAGCUGAUGUUCACAACCGAACAUUUAGACAAGACUCUUCUACUGUUGGAUCCCCCCUUUCCCCUCUGAAGAUCUAACUCCCGGUGGGAAAGAGAUUCUUAAAUUGUCUGAAGACAGGCACAGCCAUGUGUUGCUUGCAGAGGAAGAUAAUAUCCUUUGUCUUCAUGGCCGUUGACUUUUUUUACACCUCAUACUAAGCUAGCAGAUCUGUAGCCGUAGGCACACUUGCAGCCACUUUUCCUGUCUUCUGUUUCCCUUUAUGUUCAUUUAACCUACUCCAGACAGCACUUCGUUCACAAUGGCAGCACCAAGUAGGAAGCCGUAAUUCUUGAGCCGUGAAGACUAGUUUGAACAGCAGUUGGCUAGUUGAAGUAGGAGUCUGGUGGAAAGCUGGGGGUUGUUUCCUGCCUAAAGGAGUGACUCCUGGUUCUGACAUGGCACAGCUGAAGAAUCCUGAGCAGGUGCAGUCGAGAGACGCAGUGAUGGCACACUGCGGGCCCAGAGCAAGUCCAGCUUACAGCAGCUGUAUGAGGUGACGUGUGAGGAAAUGCGUCAACGCUUCUUGUACGCGUCACUCCCAAGAUGCUCUCAACUUUGUUUUGCUCCCAGACCGGGUUCCUUCCUGUCCAGACACCACCCACCCUUCUGUAAGAGAAUACCACUAGACUGACUGGUAGUUUGCAACCCACAGAAUUAUAUAGCGUACAGCUUGUGCUGCCUUACCUUCUGUUAGUCUCCGGAACAAGACGUGUAAUUACUUUUUUUUUUAAUUUCUGUAACCUUUUUUUGUAUCUUUUUAAACUUUCUAUUUUUAUAGCUAUACAAGCAUUCCUGUCUCAGGAUAGUGCUGUCAAAGCAGCAUAUUUGGAACUCGCGGUCUUAUUCUUUUUCUCCUAUUUCUACUGUGGGGCUGAACAAACUGAAAAUAUCACUGCCUUGGAUGUGUUUGACAAUCUGGUGAAUUAAAUUUGAGAAUUAAUUCAGUUUAAAUGAUGAUUGCAC
Molecule: messenger RNA, 4378 nt
Organism: Elgaria multicarinata webbii
Lineage: Eukaryota; Metazoa; Chordata; Lepidosauria; Squamata; Anguidae
Gene: SORCS2
Product: sortilin related VPS10 domain containing receptor 2
Exons: 28
Coding region: 1-3342 (1113 amino acids)
Cellular component (GO): membrane
Molecular function (GO): protein binding
Source: RefSeq, a predicted model, not a curated record